GUAUGUAGCAUCCGUACAGGGACAUUUGGGUCAGCCAACAGAAAAGCGAGAAACAGUACCGUCAGCUGCGCUGCCUAACCCUGCCACACUGUCGUGCGCACACACACACACACACUUUCAAAGCGGUCCUAUACAAACCGUAAACAAAAGAAACGGCUGGCACUUAAAUAGGAGGAUUGUUCGGUGGGAACAGUUCAAUCCACUUUCGAUUCCCACGGUGGGAAGUAGUGCGUGCUUUAGUGUUUUGUGCUGUUUGUAGGUUUUUUGUUUGCUUUUUCCAUUAAAAAAGCAUAAAGUGUUCUUGCUUUUAACAACCGACCAAACGAACGUAGAACGAAAAAUCUUUUCCUGAAGUGAAAAGGCCAGUGAUUCACACCGCUCCCUUGCUUGUGCUGUUUGCGACGUCAUUUUGUGUGUGGUGGUUUGCCUGCCAUUUGCAAAAGAUCUCUUGCCAGCUUGAAAUUAGAAGAAAUAAAGACGCGUAGCCAUGAAAUUUCUAAUACUCAUCGUUGGCUUUGUCGCAGCCGCUAAUGCGAUCUCCAUCUUUGAUCUCGUGAAGGAAGAGUGGACCGCUUUCAAGUUGCAACAUCGUAAGAAGUACGAAAGCGAAACGGAGGAACGUAUCCGCAUGAAGAUCUAUGUACAGAACAAGCACAAAAUUGCCAAGCACAAUCAACGCUACGAUCUUGGCCAGGAGAAGUUCCGUCUGCGCGUGAACAAGUACGCCGAUCUGCUGCACGAGGAGUUUGUCCACACGCUGAACGGUUUCAACCGCUCGUUCGGAAAUGGACCGCUGCUCCGCGGUGAGCUGAAACCGAUUGACGAGCCCGUAUCCUGGAUUGAGCCGGCCAACGUUGAGGUACCGAAGACCAUCGAUUGGCGCACCAAGGGUGCCGUCACCGCAGUAAAGGACCAAGGACACUGUGGCUCGUGCUGGUCCUUCUCUGCGACUGGCGCACUCGAGGGACAACACUUCCGCAAGACGGGCAAGCUGGUGUCCCUGUCCGAGCAGAAUCUCGUCGACUGUUCGCAGAAGUACGGUAACAAUGGUUGCAACGGUGGCAUGAUGGACUUUGCGUUCCAGUACAUCAAGGACAACAAGGGCAUCGAUACGGAGAAGUCGUACCCGUACGAGGCGAUCGACGACACCUGCCAUUACAACCCGAAGGCCGUCGGAGCUACGGACAAGGGCUUCGUUGACAUUCCGCAGGGCGAUGAGACCGCGCUGAAGAAGGCACUGGCCACGGUAGGUCCGGUGUCGGUCGCCAUCGAUGCAUCGCACGAAUCGUUCCAGUUCUACUCGGAGGGCGUGUACUACGAGCCGCAGUGUGACUCUGAACAGCUUGAUCACGGUGUGCUGGCCGUCGGUUACGGUACGUCCGAGGAUGGCGAAGACUACUGGCUGGUGAAGAACUCGUGGGGAACUACCUGGGGAGACCAGGGCUACGUUAAGAUGGCACGUAACCGGGACAAUCACUGCGGUAUUGCUACCACGGCAAGCUACCCGUUGGUGUAAGCCAGGCAGCCAAGGGAGCAUGCUGCCUCGUGGCGAGUGUAUGCGGCAUUUUUUUAUGUUGUGUGAUAUAUACAAAUUAAUGGCGGGCAGGGACGGCCGAACAAAGCAGAAAAACGAGCACACAAACAGAUACACACACACAUACAAGCUUGUGCCAGAGAUCGCGCGGGUAUUCGAUAAACGAAAGGAGCGAAUCAUCAUCUGUAUGCCAUCAAAAUCAUCGCGUUUGAGUGUGUGUGUGUGUGUGUGUAUGUUGUGUUCUUUGUUAAAGAAGGCGAAAUUCGUAAUUUAAAUUAGGUUUUAGCUGUGUAAGUUUACAAACAAAUUAAUAAACGUAAAGCGUAGAUAUUACGGAAAAGUUUAAAA
This is a messenger RNA of Anopheles stephensi (Asian malaria mosquito), 1882 nucleotides long. RefSeq names its product cathepsin L-like. Gene Ontology annotation, biological process: immune response. NCBI's taxonomy places the organism in Eukaryota, Metazoa, Arthropoda, Insecta, Diptera, Culicidae. The transcript has 5 exons. Gene Ontology annotation, molecular function: cysteine-type endopeptidase activity. Bases 488 to 1516 code for a protein of 342 amino acids. Gene Ontology annotation, cellular component: lysosome. The record is from RefSeq and is a predicted model, not a curated record.